Messenger RNA from Penicillium brevicompactum, 1335 nucleotides. RefSeq lists its product as uncharacterized. Bases 1 to 1335 code for a protein of 444 amino acids. The transcript is spliced from 2 exons. NCBI's taxonomy places the organism in Eukaryota, Fungi, Ascomycota, Eurotiomycetes, Eurotiales, Aspergillaceae. The record is from RefSeq and is a predicted model, not a curated record.
AUGGAGGACUCCUUCAAGUCCGAAUCCCACUCUACUCCGAUCUCAGAGCAAUGGGAAUCAUUGAAGACAAUGCUUCCCGAGCCUGAAUCAACCAUGUCCGCCAACGAUGACCUCGAGGCUGAGAUCCUCAAGGCUCAAGCCCAGCUCACCCAGCUCAAGAAGCAACGCGAGCUUAUUGACAUCCAGCAGAAGGUCGCCGAGGAGCGCAGGGAGCUGCAAUUGGCGCGGGAUAGGCUGCUGGCUACCACUAACGGAUUGACCGAAGCAGCCCUCGCCGCCUCUUCACCUGCGACAGAUGCAAAGGCCCGUAUCGAAGGACCACAGAAAAAGCAACGCGUCGCCCACGACCCGCCCACCGGCCCCUCGGGCCAAAACCCUCCCCGCCGUCCUUCGGACCCUCAAACCCCUUAUCCUGCUCCGCCAAAGCCUGCACAGCAGCAGCAGCAGAAGGCCCAGCAGAAACAGCCUAAGAACCAAGGCAAACCUGUUCAACCAAAGCCUGCUCAGGCUAAGCAGCAGCCGAAAGCUCAGCCGAAAGCUGCCCCGGCGAACACGCCUGCUCCUAAGCCUUCGCCAAACGCCGGCCUUAGCCUGGAGCAGCUGCGCCAACUCGCCGCCGCAAGCCGCACCCCGUCCAAGGCUCCACAGGCACCAACAGGACCCGCAGCGUCAGGAAGUAACCAGACUCAGACUCCAGUGAAACCAUUCAACCGGCCCACGCAACCCUCCUCGGAAUCCAGAGCCGCAAACCCACCCCCAGUCCCCAACAUAGUCGUAUACAACGGCCGUACACUGGGCGAGUUUAAGAACUACACCGUCGGUAUGGAAAGUCACUUCAAGAAACACCCAGAGUGGUACCGAAGUGAGGAGCACAAGUUAUCGCGAGCCCUGAAGCACGUCUCCCUAAGCCUGGAGGAACGCUUCUUAAACUACAUUCGCAACCAGCCCGCUAGCGCAAAGACCUGGGAGACUUUCUGCGCCUUUAUGAUCGAGCAGCUGCAAGGCGGUAUUCGACCAGAUAUCGCUAAGGCCAGAUACAAUGAUAGCUAUCAGCGACCUUCGCAGUCUGUCACGGAUUUCUCGAAGUGGAUGAUGCAGUGGCCGCCGCAUUUCAAUAGCAAUGAUUCCGAGCGCGAUCGGAUGCGUCAUCUUUUUGAGCAUCUUAUGAAUCGUGUUCGCAAUGCCGCGGAAAAGAGUCAUCUUGAUUUCGACAACUAUGCCGACUUCGUGGAUUACUUGCAGUGGGUCGAGGACUCGCUUGAUAGUCGGGUUGAUGAGUUUGGGCGUCGGGCUAGGGAUGGUCCUGCGUUCUCUCGCAAGCGGGCGAGGGAUUGA